Botrytis deweyae is the source of this 4722-nucleotide messenger RNA. RefSeq lists its product as uncharacterized. The transcript has 4 exons. The record is from RefSeq and is a predicted model, not a curated record. The coding region runs from base 1 to 4722 and encodes 1573 amino acids. NCBI's taxonomy places the organism in Eukaryota, Fungi, Ascomycota, Leotiomycetes, Helotiales, Sclerotiniaceae. Gene Ontology annotation, molecular function: RNA binding; ATP binding. Gene Ontology annotation, cellular component: intracellular anatomical structure; nucleus.
AUGUUAAGGAGACUGACUCCCCACGGCCGGAUACCCAAGCCACUCCGCCGCAAUGAACUUCGUCUACAAAGACAGUGGAAUGAACUUGUUUCUGAAAAGAUAACUCAGUCUCCCACGAGUCAUUGGUUAUUUGAUAUUCCUCCAGAAUCCAAUUCGCGAAGCGAACCUGGAUUGCCUCUUCCGCAUACAGCUGUCCUUUCAAAAGAUACAAUUGAUUGGGACGCUAUAGACAAAAUCUUCAUUCAACGCCCGAGAUUAGCUAAAAUUGUUAUUGAACAAGGUCUUUGUGGUUUCAGUAAGAUUGUUUUCCUCGCUCGUCUGGACGCGUCUAUAUUGAGUAAAGCACACUGUACCUUUGAAUAUGAAAACCGGAGUUAUUUUGCAACGGAUUCCCAUAGAAUCCUGUCUAUAUGCAGCCUGACUUUCAAACUUCCUGGUGAAGCUCCUUUGAACAUCGUUGCGUUAUCUACCAAAAAGUGCUUAGCCAGAGGAGCUGCACUUUUGCAACUUUUCCCCAUUCUUGAAGAAAAGCAACUAUUGGAUGACUUGUUGCUCCUCAUCUCACCAAAAUGGGUUGCCAAAAAAGAACAAGAGAAACCCGGUCACAAUGUUCAAUCCAAAGAUACUCAGCCAGCAGUGCCAAUCGCACUAACAGAGACAAAAUCAGUUCCGGAUACCCUAUCAACACCCAAAACAGAACAAGAGAACCCUGGUCAUAAUGUUCAAUCCACAGAGGCUCAAUCAAUAAUGCCAAUUGUAUCAACAGAGACAAAAUCAAUUCCGGAUGCUCCGUUAACACCCAAAGAAGAACCACCAGGAGAACCGAAAUUAAAGUCGGCAAAAAAGCCGAAGGAGCUCAGACUUGUCACGCGUGAAGUGUUUAAUUAUGCAGCAAAAUAUCUACAUGUCCCGGAAUACACUGUCACUUCCCAGGAAGUUUCUAAAAAAGAACACCCGAGUAACCCCGUUACAUCAAAAAAGCCUAAACCUCCAAAAAAAAGUUUUACUGUCACUAUAUCUUUGCCUGAACAUAGUAUUCAUGCAACCGCAACCAGUUUAGAUCUCCCACUCACGGAGGCUAUGGCAUGUACAGAGUUCAAAGUGCAAGCUGAGAAGCACCAUAUUGCAAAUAGCAUACCUUCCGAUUCAUCAGAAGGAGAAAUCGUUUUAACCACUGCAAACGUGAGAAAUUUUGUGGAUUUCUAUAAUGACUACAAUGACAAAUUAGUCAUUCAGUUGGAACACAAGGUCAACACUUUCAAAAGUCAAGCCUUUACCAGGGAUCCUAACACUGCUGCUCUUGAAACGCUUGGUCCGGCUAUUGAGAGAAGCAGUUCUCGUGACCUUGAAACGUUGACUCUCCUAGUUGCUGCAGUCACACUAGUCAAGCAAAGGCCUCAAUUGCUCUUGGAUUAUUCGAAAAAGCUGGAUGUAAGAACUGGCAAGUACGUGGGCAAAGCUCUUCCUAUGAAGCUUGAACUACACCAGACUAGUCUGGAUUUAAUGCAACGCACGGUAGAUACCACCACAAAGCUAAACUUAUCAACACUACCUACUGGUGAAUGUAAGGACCAUGAUGUUUCUCCCUUGACGGAUGAUGUUUCUCCCUGGGCGGAUUACGACAAAAUUCGCUUUGAGUAUUCUUAUGACUGGAAAGUCAAACAACGUUCCAGCGAUUUAUUGAAGUGGUAUCGUCAACGUUCGCACAAACAGAAAUACUCGAAGUUACUACCUUUAAACCAGAAUUCGUCUGAAGUAUUGAAUCAUAUUGAAAACAAUCAAUUUUCUAUUUUAAUCGGGAAAACUGGAAGUGGAAAGACGACUCAGUUGUCUCAAAUCAUUCUGGAUGAGUACAUUCGUACAAAACGUGGUGGAGAGUGCAGAGUCAUUUGUACGCAACCGCGAAGGAUAGCCGCAAAAUCAGUGGCAGAACGUGUUGCUGAAGAACGUGGUCAAAUGCUUGGUGAUCAAGUCGGUUACAAGAUAGGUUUUGAUACUGAACUUUCCAAUCCUCGCGGAAGCAUCACGUAUUGUACCACAGGAACCAUCUUACAACAAUUAAUACACCAUCCUGAUGCUAUCCUUCACGAAACAUCACAUCUCAUUAUUGAUGAAGUACAUGAGAGAGAUCUGGACAUCGACUUUCUCUUAACAAUGGUUAAAAAGCUUGUGAAAGAGAGAAUUGAAGCUGGAAAGCCUACGCCAAAAGUGUGCUUGAUGAGUGCCACCGCCGACGCCGAGAUGCUUCAGGAAUACUUCGCUUUCGAAACUGAAACCCGGGAGAUUUCCUGUCCAGUUCUGCAUGUGGAGGGUCGAGCUUUCCCUGUCAGAAAAUAUUUUCUCGAAAAUGUAAUGGAUACUUUCAGAAAAACAUAUCCAGCAAGUCAUAAUAUCUGGGAAAUCCUUGAUUCUAACAAGAAUAAAGCUUAUUUACAAAGUGAAAAACGAGUUAAGAAGACAGAUUUGGUAAUGGACGUUGAGAAUGAACAGCCUAAAUCGGUUAUCAAAUGGGACAGCCAUGACGAUGAUCCCGAUAGCCUACAGAAGCAGAUAGCAAUGGACACUUUGGAGGGACAAGUGCCCGAUGAUCUGGCUGCUAUUAUGAUUGCGCAUAUAGCGAGUACUACAAAAGAUGGCGCAAUACUACUUUUCCUGCCAGGCAUACGAAGCAUCAAUACCAUUGAAAACAAUCUCAAGACGCAAGAUGUUUUUAAUGUAAACUUCAAUGACGAAAAUAAGUUCAAGAUUUUAAAAUUACACUCCUCUACUGCAGAUAAACAUCAGGAGGUCUUCGAGCCAGUCUCUCCAGGUUGUCGAAAGAUCAUUUUAGCCACAAAUGUUGCUGAAACCUCAAUCACUAUCGACGAUGUUCAAUAUGUUGUAGAUACUGGAAAACACAAGGAAGACAAUUUUCAUCAAAUGUUACGAAUUUGGUCAUUGUCUUGUAAAUGGGUUAGCAAGUCAAGUGUCAAGCAGAGAUCAGGUCGAGCAGGCCGUGUUCAAAACGGCAGUUAUUAUGGUCUCUUUUCAAAACGUCGCUAUGAUUCCCUUAGAAUGACUCCCCGCCCGGGAAUGAGUCGCGUCGAUUUGCAAAGCACCUGUCUCGCAGUCAAGAUCCUGGGCUACAAUGAACCUAUUCAAGAUUUCUUGGCGAGCGCUCCAGAGCCUCCAUCACCGAAAGCAAUACAGUCAAGUAUUGAGGGUCUUCAAACACUUGGAGCACUCACCUCCACGGAAAAAAUUACUCCUUUGGGCCGAAUAAUUGGAAUGCUCCCGCUGAGGCCUACACUGGGCAAAAUGGUAAUUCUCGGAAUCAUUUUUCGUUGUCUAGAUUCUAUGAUAAUUUUAGCAGCCUUCGAUAACAUAAUACUGCAUGUGCGUCCACUGGAUAUGGAAGAAGAAUCUGAUGCGGCAAUGAGAGGAUUUGCAAGGACAUCCAAAAGCGAUCAUGUCGCCAUGCUCAAUGCUUUCCGUGCGCUUCGCGACUUGGAAGAAGCUGAUGGUCGCGAAGUCAUGACGUCGUUUGCGUACCAGAAAUUUCUUAGUGUGGCAAAUUAUGACACAGUGAAGCGAAACAUUGGUUUAAUCCAACAAGCGCUUCGAAGAAAUGGUUUGGUGCUAAACCAAGAGACGCAAGGCGUGGCCGGACUUGGUGAAAAGUAUGGCGGAGAGAUACUGAAUGAGAACUCAGAUCAGGAUGAAUUAAUCAGAGCACUUCUUGUACAGGGCUUGCAUCCACACGUCGGUACAUGGAAUAAUCACGAAACCAAAUAUCAAAUUGUCGCCAACGAAAAAGUACUCAUUGACAUACACCCUUCUUCUAUCAAUCAUCCUAGGAAGCGAUCUAGCUUGAAAGUUGAAGGAAUUACAUCGUCAUCAAAAGGCAAUGCCCAGUUGUUGUCUUUUGAUAAGCUUACUCUCCUAAGCAAUAAAAAACUUGUUAUGCAACGUACAACUGCUGUAACACCUUUUAUGGUAUCUUUGUUUGGUGGGACGCUGAAUCGAAGUGCAGAUAAUGCAGAUCAAGUCGAGGUAGAUAAGUGGCUUCUAUUCGAUGUGCGGAGCACAGACAAACUGAGAUGCGUAGAGGGCGUUGCGGGACAGACCCUCAUGCGUUUCAACAAGGCAUUGCGACAGCUAGAGAAUACUUCUUUUAACGAUUUGGCCAACGGUAAAUACGUUGUAGACAACGACUUGUCAAAUGAUUUCGCAAAAGCUUUGAAGGGAAUGUUAAUUACGGAACAGGAUAUCGAUAGACUUGCGGAAGAGAAUGAACUCGACCUUGCUAUAAACCUACGCAAGUUUUGGAAUCGAUCCGAAUCGCCACUUGAGAAGAUACCACCUAAAGAACCCAAGGAGAUCGUACCAAAGUUUUCACUACUCGAAGAAACACAAUAUGAUGAAGAUUCUCACGGGUCUUUUCUUGGAUUAGUAGAAAGUGCUUUGGAAGGACCCGAAGUAGCAUCUUCCUCCUCACAAGUCCAGUCACAGCGCUCCACGAAAAAUGUGGUCACCAAAGAAAGUAAUGGAGUUGAAUCAGAGAAUUCCGAAAAUUCUGUUCCUUCGAAGUACAUGCCUGGAUCCAAAUUUCUGAACCAACGUCAAAAUACUGGAAAUGCGCCUCCGAAAGACCGGCUCGGUAGCCCGAAACCCCCUCCUAAGAAGAAACCUAAAGAAAAAAUGAUCGAUCGCUUAUUGCACAACAUAUUUAAAGGAUUGUGA